Molecule: messenger RNA, 372 nt
Organism: Plasmodium reichenowi
Lineage: Eukaryota; Apicomplexa; Aconoidasida; Haemosporida; Plasmodiidae
Product: histone H2B variant, putative
Exons: 1
Coding region: 1-372 (123 amino acids)
Biological process (GO): nucleosome assembly
Cellular component (GO): nucleosome
Molecular function (GO): protein heterodimerization activity; structural constituent of chromatin; DNA binding
Source: RefSeq, a predicted model, not a curated record
AUGUCAGGAAAAGGACCAGCUCAAAAAUCCCAAGCAGCCAAAAAAACUGCUGGAAAAACCUUAGGACCAAGACAUAAAAGAAAAAGAAGAACUGAAUCUUUUUCACUUUACAUUUUCAAAGUCUUAAAACAAGUACAUCCAGAAACAGGAGUAACCAAAAAAAGUAUGAAUAUUAUGAACUCAUUUAUUAAUGAUAUAUUUGACAGAUUAGUUACUGAAGCCACAAGACUUAUUCGUUAUAAUAAAAAAAGAACUUUAUCAUCACGUGAAAUUCAAACAGCUGUAAGAUUAUUAUUACCAGGAGAAUUAUCAAAACACGCCGUUUCAGAAGGAACAAAAGCUGUAACCAAAUAUACAACAAGCGCUGCUUAA